GGGAGAUAGCCCCAGACGCUGGGCUACGGGCGGAGGCGGGCUGGGGGGGAGGGAAGCAGCCAGAGGGUGGCCGCCGCCUGCGCUGCGCCCGGGAGCGAAUUGGAAGAAUCCAGGAUGUUAAGGCUUUGAAAAAUAGACAUCUUAUUAGACUACCAUAGUGAAGCUGAAAAGGUAGAUGCAGUUCCAAGUACCAGGUUGAGUGACCUUGUGUACACCGUGUGUAUGUAUAUACCCACAUAUUUCCAUAGCCACGCUGACUUGUUCUUGCAUGCUCCUGGGAGUUUCGCAAUUGAUGAAAAUUAACUUAAGAACCAGAUGGAGGAACUUGACAGCACAGGGAUCAAGAGCCCAUGGAAAGACACCUGCCACUAAUGGUCCGCUUUCCACAUGGUCUUCACGGGUGAAAAAGGUUUGCAAGAAGAGGAAGAAAGAACACCCUCUGCCACAGAACAAGCCUCACAAAUAUCUCCACAAUCUAAAGGAAUAAUUGAGAGGCAGUGUGGGGAGGAAACUGACUUAGAUAUUGCAAAAGGAACAAUGAACUGUCUUUGGCACAUUUUUUGCAUUGAGCUCAGUAAACUUUAAUUGAGUUUAAUGUACUGGACUAAUAAAUAGUGACCAUUUAUUGUGUGGUAAUGACUGGAAGAAAGUAAGUUUAGAAACAAUGGGACAAGUUUGGGCAUUGAACUGACAAACCUCAUCCUCUGUAUUGAGUUAACCAGGUCAUUGAACGUACUUUGUCCCUUCCUUUUCUUUUCUCUUUCUGCUUAGUAUGGUAUAAACUCAUAAAUGUUAUUCAUCUAAAACCAUCAGAAUACUACGUAUGUUUCCUUCAUGUACAGCUGCAAAUGUGGUCUUUUGGAACUAUGAAUCUGAGCUCUAGACAAGCCUCAAGAAGGAAGGAGCCCAUCAAACAAGGAAGGAAAAUAACUAGGGAAAUAGUGAAACUGGGAAGUCCGAUUUCUAGUGCUGCUCCUCUUUUUUUUGUUUGUUGAUCAUUUUUCUUCCUUCCUCGAAUCCUAGAAGGUUUGCAAAUGAGUGCUUUCUUGACAUGCUUUAAUUUUGGCACUUGUUUUUGCACCAGGGUGAAAAGUCUGAUUCUUUUGUAGCAGGAAAAAGGGAAAAGUAAAAGGAAAAACAGCCUGACGUGCAGCCCUAUUCUGUAGGAGCGAGAAUUUCAUGGUUCACCUGAGGCAAACUUAUCUGCUCUAAAAGCUUUGGAGGAUUUUUGAUUCUGCUAAAUGAAAAGGGGUUUUCUUUUUCAUGCCUGUGUGGCAGCGAGAAGUGGGAAAGCAGGCGAGAUAGCAUGAUAAACAGUUCAGGUUGUGUUGGGUCUCUGGUGGAAAAAAGAGCUGCAAUGAAAAUAGGACUGUCUUUGGAUUGCAAAAACCAUUGAAUCCACCGAGUAGAUUAGUACCGAGAGGGAUUUCCCAUCUGGCCUGGCACGGUGGUACCUGCACAAGCUCGGAUCUGUUGUUUCGCACGGUUUGUGUGCCUUUUUUUCCCUUUAUGCAAUCUCUUUCAGCUUUAGCAGCAGAAAUUCGCUUGGUGGAGAAGUUAUGUCAGAGGGCAGCUUGGGAAAGAUGAAUGUCAUAUAUAUCUACAUGUAUAUGUGUGUGCGUGUUUAAAUUUCUGCGACUGAACUUUUGAAGAAAAUCUGACUGGAGGAAAUCUUAAAGCCUUAAGUUACUUGAAAUCUACACAUUUGCAACUCUUUGUCUCUGGAAUUGCAUUACGCUAAACUGGAAUCUCAGGCUGUAUAAAGAUUAUAUCAAAUUGAGCAAAAAGACGACUUACCACUUCUUGAGCGCCUCUUAUGAAGUAGCUGUUUCUCCAAAGGAUAAGUGCACCCUCACUCUAAUGACUCAAAGACAAAAGGAACUUGAUUUUUUUUUUAAGUGUUACUUUUUCUUAGCCAACUGCCAUUGUCUUUUAUAGAAGAAUUUUUCACUAUGCAUUUGGUGGAUAUUUAUAAACACUGAUCCGUGUUCUCCCCUCCAAUGAUCUAUCCCAGAUCAGUCUUAUCAAUAAAAAAAUAGAUUUAAAUUUUGUGCACUGGACAUAUUACUUUCUUAUGUCAACAAUUAAAGAUAAAAAAAAGCAUGUAUGCAGCAGUGGAACAUGGGCCUGUUCUCUGCAGCGAUUCCAACAUCCUCUGCCUCUCCUGGAAAGGUAGAGUUCCCAAAAGUGAGAAGGAGAAACCAGUGUGCAGGAGGCGGUACUAUGAAGAAGGCUGGCUGGCAACAGGCAAUGGCAGAGGAGUUGUCGGAGUGACUUUCACCUCCAGUCAUUGUCGGAGAGACCGGAACACCCCUCAGAGAAUCAACUUCAACCUGAGGGGACACAACAGCGAGGUUGUACUGGUGAGAUGGAAUGAACCAUUCCAGAAACUGGCAACCUGCGAUGCAGAUGGAGGAAUUUUUGUUUGGAUUCAAUAUGAAGGCAGAUGGUCUGUGGAGCUUGUGAAUGAUCGCGGGGCACAGGUGAGCGACUUUACAUGGAGCCAUGAUGGAACUCAAGCACUCAUCUCCUAUAGGGAUGGAUUUGUGCUGGUUGGUUCAGUCAGUGGACAGAGACAUUGGUCUUCGGAGAUUAACUUGGAGAGUCAGAUCACUUGUGGCAUAUGGACUCCUGAUGAUCAGCAGGUAUUGUUUGGCACUGCUGAUGGUCAGGUUAUCGUCAUGGACUGCCAUGGCCGAAUGCUGGCACAUGUUCUCCUUCACGAGUCAGAUGGCAUCCUCAGUAUGUCUUGGAACUACCCCAGCUUCCUGGUGGAGGACAGCAGUGAAAGUGACACAGAUUCUGAUGACUACUCCCCACCGCAGGAUGGUCCAGCUGCAUAUCCGGUCCUGGUGCAGAACACCAAACCACUACUCACUGUCAGCUUCACAUCAGGAGACAUUAGUUUAAUGAACAACUAUGAUGACUUGUCUCCUACUAUCAUCCGCUCAGGGUUGAAAGAUGUAGUGGUGCAGUGGUGUACACAGGGAGACCUGUUGGCUGUAGCAGGCAUGGAAAAGCAAAGUCAGCUAGCUGACCUUGGUAGCAGUUCCAUUCUGAAAAGUGCUCUCGUCAAGUUCUACAAUGUCCGUGGGGAACAUAUCUAUACGCUGGAGACUCCUGUGCAGCGUCCCAUAAUCUCCAUUUGCUGGGGCCACAGGGACUCACGCCUGCUCAUGGCUUCCGGCCCUGCACUCUAUGUUGUCAGAGUAGAGCACAGGGUCUCCAGCCUGCAGCUCCUAUGCCAGCAGACCAUCGCUAGCUCUCUGCGGGAUGACAAGGAUAUCAGCAAACUGACUCUGCCUCCUCGGCUCUGCUCAUACCUCACCACUGCCUUUAUACCAACAAUCAAGCCUCCUAUCCCAGACCCCAACAAUAUGAGAGAUUUUGUCAGCUAUCCAACAGCUGGCAAUGAAAGGCUUCACUGCACGAUGAAGCGGACAGAAGAUGAUCCGGAGGUCGGAGGUCCAUGCUACACGCUGUACUUGGAAUACCUAGGGGGACUGGUACCUAUCCUAAAAGGGCGCCGAAUCAGCAAACUGCGGCCAGAAUUUGUCAUCAUGGAUCCUAAAACCGAUGGAAAAGCAGAUGAAAUCUAUGGAAACAGCUUGAUUUCCACUGUGAUUGACAGCUGCAACUGCUCAGAUUCCAGUGAUAUUGAACUGAGCGAUGACUGGGCUGCGAAGAAAUCUCCCAAAAUCACUCGAGCUAGCAAAUCACCCAAACUCCCCAGAAUUAAUAUAGAUGCCCGCAAAUCUCCAAAGUUGUCGCGAGCUGCUCAGGAGAUAUCAAGAUCUCCAAGGUUACCAAUAAGGAAACCUUCUAUUGGUUCACCAAGCCUAACUCGACGAGAGUUUCCAUUGGAAGAUAUCACUCAGCACAAUUACCUUGCUCAGGUCACGUCUAAUAUCUGGGGAACCAAAUUUAAGAUUGUGGGUUUGGCUGCUUUCCUACCAACUAAUCUUGGUGCAGUGAUUUAUAAAACGAGCUUGCUGCAUCUCCAGCCCAGACAGAUGACUAUUUAUCUCCCUGAAGUGCGUAAGAUUUCCAUGGACUACAUUAACCUGCCUGUCUUCAACCCCAAUGUUUUCAGUGAAGAUGAAGAUGAUUUACCAGUAACUGGAGCAUCUGGAGUUCCUGAGAACAACCCCCCCUGCACCGUCAAUAUCCCUAUUGCUCCUAUUCACAGCUCAGCGCAAGCUAUGUCACCGACUCAGAGCAUAGGACUGGUCCAGUCCUUGUUGGCCAAUCAGAACGUGCAGUUGGAUGUCUUGACCAAUCAGACGACAGCAGUGGGGACAGCAGAGCAUGGGGGUGAUAGCGCAGUGCAGUACCCAGUCUCAAGCAGGUACUCCAAUCCAGGACAGGUGAUUUUUGGAGGAGUGGAAAUGGGGCGCAUCAUCCAGGCACCGCCUCAGUUAUCCCUGCAACCGCAGGGUGCAAUACAGAUGGCGAUAAUGGAUCACAGAGACGGAGACAGAGACCACGAACAUCACCAAAAGGCAAAAACUUUACGGCCAGUGCAGCAGCUGGCAGAAGGGGACGCUGUUGUCUUCAGCACUGCACAAGAAAUACAACUGAACAAAAUGAACCCGCCCCCUCCUUACCCUGGAACCAUACCAGCCGCUCCCACUGCACCACCGCCUCCCCCACCUGUCCCACCCCAGCCACCUAUGGAUCUCUGUCUGAAAAAGGGAGACUUUUCUCUUUAUCCAGCAGGACAUUAUCAGACCCCUCUUGGCUACGAGCGAAUAACGACCUUUGAUAGCAGUGGGAAUGUUGAAGAAGUAUGCCGGCCUCGAACGAGGAUGCUGAAUACUUAUACCCUGCCGGGUCCCGGCAGCUCUGCCACUUUAAGGAUUACAGCAACAGAGAAGAAAAUCCAGCAGCCCUGUUCCAGUGCUACCCUGAACAGGCUGACAGUUCCUCGUUAUUCUAUACCGACUGGGGAUCCACCACCUUACCCAGAAAUUGCCAGCCAGCUGUCACAGGGCCGUAGCAUCACACAGAGGCUGGACAGUAGUAUUAUCCAUGCUACUCUGCGGAGGAACAGCAGAGAGGCAGCUCUGAAAAUGGCUCAGUUGGUCGACAGCCAAAGAGCCACUUUACAACAUCCAUCAAAACCUAAGAGCAAUGUUGUGACAGCACAGUACCAGCAGAGGGCACCGACAGCUUUAUACACCUGUAGUCAAUGCAGCAGCAGCAGUAACAGCAACACGAGUAGCAGCGGUGGUGGGAACAUCAGUAAUGCCAAUGCUAGUAACAGCACUUCCAGUAUUAGCAGUAUGAGGCCUGACGUAACCAUUGGGAGCAGUUCCCAACACAGUUCUGUCAUUGCUCACUCAGUCAGUACUUCGCCCUUGGCCUCCCAGUCCUCAUACAAUUUGCUGAGCCCACCCGAUAACUCUCGUGAUCGGACAGAUUAUAUCAACUCUGCCUUCACAGAGGAUGAGGCACUUUCUCAGCACUGUCCAGUGGAGAAAUUGAUAAGGCACAUGCCUGUAGCCUUGACAGAGGCUGCCGUUGGUGUGAAGCGGCCACCCCCAUACCAGUGGGACCCUAUGGUGAGUGAGGAGAUAUGGGUUCCUCAGGAAAGGACAGCUCAAAAUUCAGUGCCCAACCCUCUCAAACCUGCUCCUCUAAUUGGUCAAGCUCAGCAUCUUGAUAUGUCUCGAGUGCCAUUUGUUUCCCCCAAAUCUCCCACCAGUCCCACUGCCACUUUCCAGAUGAGUUAUGGGGUUGGAGUACCUUAUCCAGGAAGCUACAGUGCCCCUCCUCUCCAGGGAAUGCAGGCCCCCUGUUCCCCCAAAGAAGCUCUGGCCCCAACACAGUUUGCACAACAAGAGCCAACUGUAGUACUUCAGCCAGGUUAUCCGUCUAACCUCUCCUAUUGCCCUUUGCCACCCAUGUAUCCAGGAAGUAGCACUUGCUCUAGUUUACAGCUGCCACCAAUAGCCUUGCACCCAUGGAAUUCCUACAGUGCAUGCCCGCCUGUACAGAAUUCCCAAGGCACUUUGCCCCCCAAGCCACUUCUAGUGGUGGAGAAGCCAGUUAUGUCUCCGCCGCCAGCAGAGCUUCAGGGUCACGUGGGCACAGAAGUAAUGGUGGAGACAGCAGACACCUUCCAGGAGGUUCUCUCCCUCACAGAAAGUCCCAUUCCUCAACGGACAGACAAGUUUGGGAAGAAGAACCGGAAGCGCCUGGAUAGUCGAGCUGAGGAAGGAAAUGUGCAGGCUAUCACAGAGGGCAAGGUCAAAAAGGAGGCAAGGACACUGACUGACUUCAACUCCCUAAUAUCCAGCCCUAGGCUAGGAAGGGAGAAAAAGAAAGUCAAGAGCCAGAAGGACCAGCUGAAGUCAAAGAAGCUGAACAAGACGAAUGAGUUUCAGGACAGUUCAGAGAGUGAGCCAGAGCUUUUUAUCAGUGGGGAUGAACUGAUGAACCAGAGCCAAGGCAGCAAAAAGGGAUGGAAAACCAAAAGGAAUUUGAGGACAGCCAGUGAGCUGGAUGAGUUCAAGUGCCGGAAGGCCAACGAAAAGGAGGAUGGGAGGCUGGGAAGCCAGGGCUUUGUGUAUGUGAUGGCCAACAAGCAGCCCUUGUGGAACGAGGCAACACAAGUGUAUCAGCUGGACUUCGGAGGACGGGUGACCCAGGAGUCUGCAAAAAACUUUCAGAUUGAGCUGGAAGGACGACAGGUAAUGCAGUUUGGAAGGAUUGACGGCAAUGCUUACAUUUUGGACUUUCAAUAUCCGUUUUCUGCAGUGCAGGCCUUUGCAGUUGCUCUGGCUAACGUGACUCAGCGCCUCAAAUGAAAAGAGCAGAGACUGGAGAGAGAAAAACCUUCUCCUAAUGUCCGAACUGGAAAAUGUCAGGGCGGCCUGUUUUAGGUGCACAAAGGCGCCGGGGAGUGAAGAAGGCAGUAAAACUGGAAAAAUCUCUUGGUGCCCAAAAGAGGGCAUUAACUUUAGUCAUAAUUGGGGUGGGGGAGCUGUUUGUUUGGGUUGGUUUUUUUUUUUUUUUUUAAACAUCGUGCUGGGGUUUCAGAAAGAGCACCAGGAGAGAGCCAUUCAGUGUUAUAUUGGGAAAUGUGGCUUUUGGCUUGUUGUGGUGGUUCUGCUGUGUUUGCUGCAGUAGCUGACGUAAGCUCGUAGGGGGAUUAAAAAAGACUGCUCUCUUUGAUAGACUGCCUUAUAUCAUGCUGUUCUUUUUAAAACAGGGAACAUAACCUUUUUUCUGGUCCAGUUUGUACUACUACAUCAGUGAUAGCAGGAAAAAAAAAAAGCUAUAAUACUUGAAGACACAUGUUUCUUCUCUGAUCAUAGCUGAGCACUGCAGGUACCAAGGAGGUUUAUGAAGGUCAAUAUUUAAUUUAUAAAUACUGAUGUAUUAUUCAGAAGAGAAACAAAACUUACCAUUGGAUGGUUUCAAAACACAUUUCAUCAACGAAGUUGGUGUCUGCUUUUUUUCUGUGCUGUUACUUGGGAUAAAUGUGUUUCACUAGAUGAUGGAGAACAGAAGCGGGAGGAGUUGUGAGAGUUGCAUACAUACAUGUAUAGGUAAGCAGUAUUCUUUGAUUUGUACUACAUGUGUGUAGUACAUAAUGCAGCCUGGUGUAGCACAUGGGCAAGGGUUACACCUCUUCACUAAAAGAUGUUUACAUGUUAAGAACAGAAUUGUUAAAAUAAAUAAAAUGGGCCCAGUGAGUAAAAUUCUUCUAAAUCUAUGGUGAAUCAGAGCAUUGCAUUAAUUGGGAAAGAGAAAGGCAUGUGGUGACAGUAGAAGAUUUCUCAUCACCGCUGGUUGGAGAAAAGGAAGGAAAUACUGGAGAGUACCGCCCCUUUAACCCACCUCCUAUUUGAGUACAGCACUAUAGGCUGUCGUUUGAAUGGUUAACAGUCCAAAAAAAGAAUGGGAAGCCAAAAUGUAUAUAGCUGGUUAUGGCUUUUUAAUCAACUAUAUACAGGAACAAGACUGUUUCUAACUGCAAAUCUGUCUUAUAUAAGUGAAAGCCUGUGUUAGGUGUUUCAAUGGGUAGAGAGAGAUUCUGUUAUUGCUGUAGUGCUCUCUCUCUCACACAUGCACACAUAUUUCUCUGUUGAAUACAGUUUGAUUUGGAAAUGCUUCCCCAGCAACAUAUGAAAACCCUGAUCGUUCAUUAAAUUAAAUUCACAGUAGGUUGCAAAAUGUAACUGUCGAUUUCCUUUAAAAAUACUCUUUCAAAUCAGGACACAUUUAGAAAGAUGGGGUGGUGGCUGGUUUAUCUCGGUCUGCAAACCUCAGUUUUACUCCUUACUAGGAAACCCUUCAUAACUUUGUUUAAAACACAAACCAUACACCAAGAGAGUAAAAUAUAUCACUGUGAUUGUUUGAAAUGUCUGUAAAGGUAGGCUAGACUAAGUAGGCUUGAUUCAUUGCCGGGAACCCAUCAGGGGCACAGGACCCCCAGUGGAGGAAGGGAUGCAGCAGCUCCCUGGCUCCAACGUCCACUGGGGACUCUGAAGCCAGACAACACAGGGUAGGUAAUGCUGGCCAGAGACAGGUUUUGACAAGGAUAUGUAGGGAUGUGCUGAUUCAGAUGAUCUCCCGGGCAACCUCCACCAGUGUGGCCCCAGAAAGACCCACCUGCAAGAUAAUACUGUCCUCCUGUUAUGGAGCCCCUGGGGAGAUGGUGGUAUAAUCCCUGUAUCAUCUUGGGGCUCAGCAGUCUCUGCUUGCACAUGGGAGUGGAUCAAGGCCAAUAUUUCCCUUGGCAUUAACUCUUCUAUUUGCUUUUAUGUAUUCACUUUUGUUGAAACUCCAUCAAUUAGGUGUAUAUCUUUCUGUUACAGAGGAACCCCACCUCCACAGUUAUUUAGUAGCUGAUUUUAGUGACAGCUUCUGGAGUGUGUGUGUGGAGGAGGAAGUAGACCGAGAUCAAAUGGGCUUGGUCCUGCUGACUUUGAAAUCAGUGGGAGUUUGCCAUUGACUUCAGUGGGAGUGAGAUUGGGCCCCAAGUCAGUGCAGAAUUACAUGCUGUUUAGGAAACAGGCUUAUUUCUUACUCACACAAUUUCAGUGGUACUACCCGUAUGAGUGAGGAUUGCGGGGCUUGACCCAAUGGUGCUCCUGAAGAUAUCCUAAUAGCUCUAAUUAAUCCCAUAAGCAAGUCAUAAGCAGUAUUGGAAUAUUGAGACGUGUGCACUGAACAUGUUGAGGCCAAAAGCACAUUGAUUCAUUUCUUCUUUUAGGAAGACAGGUGUUCUGUUGCUUUGGAGAAAUAAUCCUCUUAAAGAGACAUUGUCAACUAAUUUUAGGCCAAGAAUGCAGAUUUAAUGGAAUUAAGUAUGUUUGCACGUGUGCUCAACAUACCUCAUCCAAAUAGAACUGUUUUCAUACUGCUGUUUUCUUUAACUUUCCAGGCAAAGAUUUGUUGUCUUUUUUUUUAACAUUCCCCUGCAGUGUUAUGAACCAAAUUAACAGCAGAAAUGUGCAAAUGCAGGAAAACCAGAAAGCAAAAGUGGUGAAAAAUUAAGUGAAACCUGCCAGUUUAGUUUUAUUAUCCAGGGUCCAUUGGUAUUUGGUUCUGGUAGCACACACAGUGUCUUGGAGCUUUCCAGACAUAGAAGAAGAAUUUGUUCCCACCUCACGGAAGCACAAAAACAAACAACACAAAUAGUGAAAAUGGUGAUUUCUACCUUUCUUUCUGUUUUUAUGUUAUAAGGUAAAGAGUUUUUCUUCUGUAAGUAUGUUGACAGUGUCCCUUUAAGGCAAGUUUAAUGGCAUAAAGACUACCUACAGUUAGGGACAGAUUUUGCCCUCAAUUAAGUAUACACAAUUCCUGCUGAAGUCAAUUGAGUUGUAUAUAUGUAUCUGAGUGUACAAUUGGGUCCUAAAUUAUGAAGACAGCAGGUCACAAUAGUCAUUCUCUUUUCUUUUUUUUUUUCUUUGUAUGUUGAGAGAAAAUUUAAGAAACAACUUUAAAAGCCCUCCAAACUAAUACUUCCACUAAGAUGAUUUUAAUCAUGAAGAUUGCUGUUGCAUUCAAGCCAAAACACUAAUUUUACAUUUUAUAUUUAAGUGUUGCAACCUAGUUUUUGUGUAGACAAUUGUAAGUUCUUCUAGGAAGAAAAUAGCAACAUGUUCUGAAUUACCUAAUUCUUUUAUACAUACAAUAGUUUCCAAUAGUUCAAUAUGGUUUUCAAAAGCUUUUGUUUUUAGUUGUGCAAUAAUUGUUAAGCCAAAGGGCUUACGUUUUGUUUUUUGAGGGGUUGCGUUAUUUUUUAAAGAUAAUUUAAUGCAAAUUUCCUGUUAAUGUCUGAGUCAAAUUAUUUAUCUUGCUUAAUGUAAUAAGUGAUUUAGGGAUUAUUUUAUUACUAUGUACCAGUGAGUUAUACACACUUUCUUAUUUAUAUGAAAAGAGGAUCUUUGUAAUUAAUUGUUUGCUAGCAAUAUGUUUUGCUGCAAGAAAUUGUUUAAGAAUGUGUAUAGGACAACUUUUUUUGCUGGACAAUAUUCAACAUUUUAUAAUGUAGGGAAGAAUCUUGUUUAUCAGGCAGAUGGAAAAAAGUAGAUAUGCUAUUGGGGAUUCUGUAGACUACAUACAGUGUAGAUUUUUUGGGGGGGACCUGCAGAAAUCUUUCCUCUAUACUGUGUAUUUUCCCAUUGUGUUUUAACUGGCUUUUCAGUCACAGAGAUGGUUUAAAAAACACACAUCAUGAUUUGCUUUAUCUUUUCUUAGAGCUAGCCUUGGUUUUGGGGUACAAAAUAGAGGAGGGUUCAUGUAUAAAAUAAGUAUUUUAUAUAUGGCUCACUUUGGGUGACAUUCAUCUCUGUGCAGAGGGCUAGUACACAGCCUGUGCAUCACUGAAAUCCUAGUUAAGGGGCCAGAUUGCCUGUUGCGGUCAAGCUCUGCUCCUGUUACAGCUCCCUGAUUCUGAGGCUAAUCUGAGCUGACCCCAGCCCUGGGAAUGCUUAGAGUAACUGAGAAGCUUUAAUUGGCCCUACAGUGGAGGAUAGGCAGAGCGGAGCACCUUUACACCAGCAGUGACUUCCCCUAUGCCAGGGGAUUUCCCUGCUGGCCUAUUUGCAGCAAGAAUCCAUCCCCAUUGCACUGCCUGAGUGGCACAAAGGGGCCAGAUUUCAUUUGACAAUUUGGCUCUAGCCCUCAAAAUGUGGUGUAAGUGGGUCCAAAAAAUAAUACACAGACCUUGUCGGCCCUCUGCAGAAGAGUGAAUUUCAUCCUGAGAACCCCUGGUACUAUUCAGCAGUAGUACUAUGGUUCUAGAAUAGCAGAAAUAAAUAGGGGAGGGAGAUGAAAGUAGCAUAAAGGAAAAUUAUUGGGUCAAGUUAAUAGGUUUACAUUCAUUCCCAGAGCAGGCAAUGGCAAUUUCCAUAUGCAGUCAAAAUGAUUGUGCGUAUUAGGAGCUGUACAGUAAAUUUGCACUAGGGGCCACCUCAAAUAGGUAAACUCCAUCUUAACCAACCUCUUUGAAGUAUCCCCAAGGUUUACAGUCCACUUCUGUUCCAUGUUUCAAUGAAGAUUCACUGCCACUAUGAGGCAAUCAGACUUUGCUUGUGCUUUGAGUUGUUGCUUCAGAUAAUUUGAGUACAGUUAUUUCUGAAGUCUGUUUUUUGUGGCUAUGUUACAUCUGGUUGCCCAAUGAGCACUUAGCAACUGUGUAAAUCUUCAUCUGAAAGGGUGAACAUGGUGGAGGAGGAGCAGCUUUGACA
Messenger RNA from Trachemys scripta elegans, 11708 nucleotides. RefSeq names its product TUB like protein 4 (gene TULP4). Gene Ontology annotation, molecular function: protein binding. The transcript has 15 exons. The record is from RefSeq and is a predicted model, not a curated record. The coding region runs from base 2103 to 6812 and encodes 1569 amino acids. Lineage: Eukaryota; Metazoa; Chordata; Testudines; Emydidae.